AUGAGGUCUUCCUGUUUGCUACAGGCCAAGAACGCCUUUGAGAUCCUCAGCAGGAUGCCGCAGCAUGGCCUGGGCAGCAAGCUGAGCCGUACCAGCUGGACGGAUGACUGCUACUGGACCAUCGCUAGAGUCAAGCUGUCGCCAGACGGCAAGCACGGCAAGGCAUGGGGCGUGCUGACGUGGCGGGGAGAGCCGCAGCGGCCCAACGCGCCCACCCAGAUGGCGGGGCCCCUCAAGCGCGUGUGGCGCGCAGUACAGGACGGCAGCCAGCAGCAGUGGCAGUCGAUAGGAGUGGCAGACACCCUGCGACAAGAGCAGCAGCAAGCAGCAGCAGCGGAAGCACCGCCGGCGGAAGAGACGCCUGCGGCUGUGGACAAGCAGGCAUCGGCAGCGUGA
This is a messenger RNA of Chlorella variabilis, 396 nucleotides long. RefSeq lists its product as hypothetical. Gene Ontology annotation, molecular function: structural constituent of ribosome. NCBI's taxonomy places the organism in Eukaryota, Viridiplantae, Chlorophyta, Trebouxiophyceae, Chlorellales, Chlorellaceae. The coding region runs from base 1 to 396 and encodes 131 amino acids. Gene Ontology annotation, cellular component: mitochondrion. The transcript is spliced from 3 exons. The record is from RefSeq and is a predicted model, not a curated record.